Piliocolobus tephrosceles (Ugandan red Colobus) is the source of this 1999-nucleotide messenger RNA. RefSeq names its product DnaJ heat shock protein family (Hsp40) member C5 beta (gene DNAJC5B). Bases 914 to 1513 code for a protein of 199 amino acids. The record is from RefSeq and is a predicted model, not a curated record. The transcript is spliced from 8 exons. Lineage: Eukaryota; Metazoa; Chordata; Mammalia; Primates; Cercopithecidae.
AGCUCAAAAAAGAUAUGUCAACGUUCUCACACUCGGUACCUCAGAAUGUGACCUUAUUUGGAAAUAGGGUAAUUGUAGACGCGAUGAGUUAAGCUGAGGUCCUGCUGGAGUAGUGUGGGCCCUGAAUCCAAUAUAAUUUUUGUCAUUGUAACAAAGAAUACCAUGUGAAGAGACAGAGAUGCACAGAAGAAGACAGCCAUAUGAAGAUGGAAGCAGAGGUUGGAGUUGCACUGUCACAAGCCAAGAAAUGCCUGAGGCCACCAGAAGCUGAAAAGAGGCAAGAAUAAUCCUCCCCAGAGGUGUCAGAGGGAGCAUGCCUCUGCUGGUGCCUUGAUUUCAACCUGUAUACAGCCUGCAGAACUGUGAGACAAUACAACUCUAUUUUCUUAAGCCACCCGGUCUGUGGUACCUGGUUAUGGCAGUCCUAGGAAACUAAUACACCUAUGGAAGUGCACUGUGUUUGGGAGGAUGGGCAUGAGAAUGUGUUAUGUGCACUUUUGCUGCCAACCAACACCACAGCUACAGAACUAUUCAAGCCUUUGAAUGAUCACAUAUCAGAAAAACUGAAUUGGUCAUUUUGUGUCAAUAUGUGCAUGGACAGAGUUGCUACCAUGACUGGAUGGCUUUCGGGUUUCACUACUUGGAUCAAAGAGGUAGCUUCUGAAUGUGGAACUCUUAUACAGUGCCUCCCUCAUGUGUGGUGAAGAUUAAUUGAAGUCAUGUUAUUACCAGAUGGGAAGCAUUUGACAUGGUGCCAGGAACAUUCAAACAGAGAGAUAACCAAUUGGCUGGCAAAGUAACAAAUGAAAAGUAACCUGACUCUAUUGACCCGCUUAACCCUGCACAGGGGGGAAGGAUGGAAAUGAGCAGCUGUUUGCUUUGAAACAGUGGAACAGUUUUGCAGCCUUAGAAAAUGGCAUGUAACGUACCUAACCAAAGACAGCGGACUCUGUCAACAACAGGAGAAGCUCUAUACGAAAUUCUUGGUCUGCAUAAGGGAGCAUCAAAUGAAGAAAUUAAGAAAACCUACAGAAAAUUGGCCCUGAAACACCAUCCAGACAAGAAUCCAGAUGAUCCAGCUGCUACUGAGAAGUUUAAAGAAAUCAACAACGCCCACGCAAUACUUACCGACAUCUCAAAGAGAAGCAUAUACGACAAGUACGGAUCGCUGGGACUCUACGUAGCUGAGCAGUUUGGAGAUGAAAAUGUUAACACCUACUUCAUGCUGUCCAGCUGGUGGGCAAAGGCCCUGUUUGUCAUCGUUGGCCUCUUGACAGGCUGCUAUUUUUGCUGCUGCCUGUGCUGCUGCUGCAACUGCUGCUGUGGGCAUUGCCGGCCCAAGUCAUCAGUGCCAGAAGAGGACUUCUAUGUGUCCCCAGAGGAUCUGGAGGCACAGAUCAAAUCUGACAUGGAAAAAGAUGUGGACUUUCCAGUUUUUCUCCAGCCUACAAAUGCAAAUGAGAAAACACAGCUAAUCAAAGAAGGAUCUCGAAGUUACUGCACAGACUCUUGAUAUUGAGCCCUCUGAGAGUCCACAGUCCUUCCUCUCAGUUCAGUCUUGUUUCCAGAUGGUCGUAGGGGAGCGUGUGGGGCAUAAAGUGCUGUGAACUUUUCCAUCUUGGUAUUUUAUUUUUGGGUUAGGAAAACAUGAUUGCUAUAUAAUUUUCUCAGUUUGCGGACUUUCUCUCUGAGUAGAAUUUCUUAUGAAACACAUUCAAUUUGGGUGAAUAAAGGCCUAAAGAGUUAUUUUAUGCUCCUUGCCUGAUGUAGGACAGUGGAAUUGUACAGCCUUUAUGAACCUGCCCUUUAUGUGAGGCAGAUCUGAUUCCUAACUGACCAAAGUAAUAUUCCAGAACAGAAGCCACUUUUCUUCCAUGUAGCACAAUAUUCAUCUACCACAAACAUCAUCAUCAAAAUAUAUGAGAACCUAUAAAGAGUUUUUGUGUGUGGAGCCUCUUCCAUGUCAAUAUUCAAUAAAGUUAUAGAAAUGUUUCAAGAG